UCAUCCUGUUUAUGUGUGUGCACUCUGUUCGGAACCAACCGGAAGGAAGUUUGCGAAACUGGAGGAAGCAGGACAUCCCCGUCUCGAGAGUGCCAAGAUGAGAGGCAACUGGGAUACGGCGGAACCUUUGGUACACGCGCCGAAUCAGCAACGGCAGCAGCGACAAACUGUCGUUGAAGAGCAGAGGCAUCCCCUCCAUUCACCAACCACGCCCGCUUGGGGUAUCACCGAUAGAAUCGUGAAGGAGGAACCGUCGGAGGAUAAAAACAACGACUCAGGAGUAUCCCCUGAUUAUUACACCAGCAACUCUGCGUCGCCCAGAAGCAGGAGAUCUUCUUCAACGGCAAACUGUAGUUUGUCGCCAGGAAGUGCGACCUCGCAGGAUUCGAACACAAUGCACUGCGGCGCGUUCGACUACAGUCCGCAAAGCAUGUUCAAGAAUUGCGACUCGCCGGUCGAUUACAACAGGAAUCCAUCGAUGGACGAUCAUCAGGCGGAGAGGGCGAUGGACGUCGCUUCCAGCACGACGAAACCGCCCAACGGAGAUGUCGAGUACGGUCCAGAUUCUUUCCAGUGUCCCAUUUGCGCUUACACUUCGUUGAACAGGUUAAAGUUCUCGGAACACCUAACGACGCAUUGCGGCUCACAAUGCGACACGGCAGAAUUCGUAAAAACGGUUCUCAAUCAGUUGACGCCAGGUGCCCCGCAGGACGAGAACAGGUCCACGCCACCUCAGGGCGAACGAUCCGAGCAACUAGAAGAGCUGGAAGAAGCCGACGAGCCAGGGCUUCGAGUUCCCCGAGUGAAUUCUCAGGGCAAAGUGAAGACCUUCAGAUGCAAGCAGUGUAAUUUCGUGGCUAUCACCAAACUGGAGUUCUGGGAACACAGUCGCGGCCAUAUCAAAGCGGAGAAAUUAUUGACCUGUCCAAAGUGUCCUUUCGUGACGGAGUACAAACAUCACCUGGAGUACCAUUUGAGGAACCACUUCGGCUCGAAACCGUUCAAGUGCGACAAGUGUUCGUACUCGUGUGUGAAUAAAUCGAUGUUGAACAGCCACUUGAAAUCGCAUUCGAACGUCUAUCAGUACAGAUGCGCUAACUGCUCCUACGCCACCAAGUACUGCCAUUCACUGAAGCUGCAUUUGCGCAAAUACUCCCAUCAGCCUGCGAUGGUGUUGAACGCCGACGGUUCACCGAACCCGUUGCCCAUCAUAGACGUGUACGGAACUCGGCGAGGUCCGAAGCAGAAGUCUGUCAAACCCAUCCAGGAGGACACCAACCAAAACAGCAACAUCGUCGUCUCGAACAAUAACUCGCAGAUUUCACUGCCGUCUCCUCACAUGGUAGUCGCCUCGCAGAUCUCUCCAGUCAAUUAUUGCUUGCCGAUCAACUCGAUGAAUGGCUUGAACGGUGCGAACGGCUUGAACGGGGUAGUGUCCAACCGCUCGGUGAUGGCUUUCCCGUACAACCAGAUAUUCCCCGCAUAUCCGAUGGCCCACGUGCCCACGUUCGACGAGAACAACGUCGAGAAACACCUGGACAGAAUCCGAGCGAACGUGUUGGUGGACUUCACGAAGAUCGACGUCGACAGCGCUAUGCCCGAGGAGGUACCGCAGGAUCUGGACUCCAAGUGUUUCGAGUCGAUCAAAGCAUGCGACGAGUCGAACAAGCCGGCCAACGACAUCUCCAAGAACGACGCUUCAAUGACUGUGAUGGAGGUCCAGGACGAGGUGACGGAUCUGAAAGUUACGCCACUGGAUCUCAGCAAACCCACCACUCCUAACAAUGUUCAGAGCAAACCGAUGACGAAAUUGACUGGCACCAGCCGACGCAAGGGAAGAGCCGUCAAGUUGGAGCGCCGAGUGAUCGAAGAAGAUACUGAUGAUGAACAGCAACCGGAGCCCGAAGAGUUGUACGAGACUACGGUCCUCGCCAGUCCUGGCUCACGGGAUGAAAAGGACAAUGGCGGACGAAACAGCAGUCUCGGUAGCGAGUUCACUUGUCAGUACUGCGAGAUCUCCUUCGGCAACGUGGUGAUGUACACCGUGCACAUGGGGUACCAUGGCUACAAGGAUCCCUACACCUGCAACAUGUGCGGCCACCAGUGCACCGAUAAGGUGUCCUUCUUCUUGCACAUCGCCAGGUCAAAACACUCAUAGAGACUCAGGUUGAACUCAGGUAAAUUGAAGUGGAUUAUAACGUACCUUGACAGUGUGUGAAUAUUUUUAAGG
Messenger RNA from Megachile rotundata (alfalfa leafcutting bee), 2230 nucleotides. It is a transcript of the gene Hb, whose product is annotated as hunchback. Lineage: Eukaryota; Metazoa; Arthropoda; Insecta; Hymenoptera; Megachilidae. Gene Ontology annotation, molecular function: RNA polymerase II cis-regulatory region sequence-specific DNA binding; DNA-binding transcription factor activity. The record is from RefSeq and is a predicted model, not a curated record. Gene Ontology annotation, biological process: regulation of transcription by RNA polymerase II.